AUGAGUGAGCACUCGAUGGGUACGCUGACUCCCCGGACUGUGGGUAUAAACCACAUCGAUAGAGGAACCAUUUAUCCUCCACCCUCAUACGACCGGUAUGGUUGCUAUCCACAAAUUAAUCGGACGGCAUAUGAAAACGAUGUGAAUUUGAUGUCGUCUAAGUUCCAUCAGAGACGUCUGAAUGAUGGAUACUCUGAAGUAGCCCCAUCUCAAAUCCACUUUUCAAAGUGGUCCAAUUCUAACUAUGGAAGUACUAAUGGAAGAGGUCAUCGGUCUUCCUCCUUAAGUCCGAAACCGGCUGAACCUGCAGUUCAACUCUCAUAUCGUCCUCCAACACCACAAGUGUCAUCUACGACCCCAACUACUCAUCGUGGCAUCCUCAAAGGUCAAAGGGCGCCUUCUGAUGUGGGGGGUGAUUCGCCCCGAGGUGUUGUCUACGGACACUCCAAGGGAUUUUGGGAUACCAUGGAUCUUAAUGGUGGUGGGGAAUUUAAUGAUAGUUGUAAUUCAAUUCCAUCAUCAUAUGUUGCAGGGGAUUCAAUGUCAAGAAAAACUGUUAGGUUUGCAGACGGUGAUUCGACUGUAAACAAUAGGAUUGUACAGGGGUCUUACGAUGGUAUGAGAGACCCCAUUUGUCGCACCGAUGGCUCUCAGGCUCAGGGUAUCUACGAAUGGGAGCCAGAUGAACUCUAUAACAACGCCAGAACCACAGGAGAUCUCCAAAAGCCACCUAGGCCCCCCAAACAACGUCAACCAAUGAGAACAGAACGCCGAUUCACCGCAGAUGGUCCGAGUCUUGCUCGAAAUCUUCGGUUUGUUACCAACCUUAAUGGAGGUAGUGUAGCAACAUCUUUAUCAACUCCUUUACAUGACACUGAGCCUCCUCUUACUGCAGUAGAUGAUAACUACGCCAACUAUGAAAGCAUUUAUGGAAAUCGGAGAUUCACGGAUUGUUCCGUGGGUGAGGUGGAAAAAAUCGAUAGCCAACGACUGGACGCCCUAAUGAAGCCUUACAUGACAUCAGCUAAUGAGGAUAUAGGAUCGCCCCCAAUCGGUUCGAUCAAUGUGGCUACUUCUCCAGCGCCUGUUUAUCGAACUGAGGUAAUUCACAAUCCAUCUAAUAGAAGAACAUUUGUUGGCCAACAAAAGAAUUCAGUGAGUAUUCUAUCAAAAUUAUUUGUAGUUAAAGUGCUUAAGUUAAAUGAUAAUUUUAAUAUAAAUGAGUGCACUUAUUUGAUUCCUAACGAAUUGUGGUUCAGUUCUAAGAAGAACUGCAUUUUUACAGAAAGUAAUUAA
Messenger RNA from Rodentolepis nana, 1296 nucleotides. The record is from the annotation of a GenBank genome assembly. Lineage: Eukaryota; Metazoa; Platyhelminthes; Cestoda; Cyclophyllidea; Hymenolepididae.